UCAUCAUGCCUGAACCCGCUAAAGCUGCGCCCAAGAAGGGCUCCAAGAAAGCCGUGACGAAGACCGCCGGUAAAGGAGGAAAGAAGCGCAAGAGGACCAGGAAGGAGAGCUACGCUAUCUACGUGUACAAAGUGCUGAAGCAGGUUCAUCCUGACACCGGCAUCUCCUCCAAGGCCAUGGGCAUUAUGAACUCGUUCGUCAACGACAUCUUCGAGCGCAUCGCCGGUGAGGCUUCUCGUCUCGCCCAUUACAACAAGCGCUCCACCAUCACCUCCAGAGAGAUCCAGACCGCCGUGAGACUGUUGCUGCCCGGGGAGCUGGCCAAACACGCCGUGUCUGAGGGCACCAAGGCCGUCACUAAAUACACCAGCUCCAAGUAGAGCUCUGACUGAGAACAACACACAAAGGCUCUUUUAAGAGCCACACAUCUGUAUCACUUAAAGAGCUUCCUGAGAAUAGAUUAGUGUAGUUUAAGGUAGUGACUGUAAGCUUGACCAUCUUCAUAAUAAUGAAGAACUGUAAGGCUGUUCAACAGUAAUUUGCUUGUAUGGGUUAUGG
This is a messenger RNA of Danio aesculapii, 558 nucleotides long. Its product is annotated as histone H2B 1/2. Gene Ontology annotation, cellular component: nucleosome. Gene Ontology annotation, molecular function: protein heterodimerization activity; DNA binding; structural constituent of chromatin. NCBI's taxonomy places the organism in Eukaryota, Metazoa, Chordata, Actinopteri, Cypriniformes, Danionidae. Bases 6 to 380 code for a protein of 124 amino acids. The record is from RefSeq and is a predicted model, not a curated record. The transcript has a single exon.